Messenger RNA from Cladocopium goreaui, 3795 nucleotides. Lineage: Eukaryota; Dinophyceae; Suessiales; Symbiodiniaceae. The record is from the annotation of a GenBank genome assembly.
AUGGCUGGGCCGUGGGUUUUUCCCCGUGAAAACCUGGGGUACAGUCAGGAGCUGGACCUUCAGAGGGGCCAGCUCUUGGAGUGCCAUCUGUAUGAUGAAAACGGGGCCCAGCAAGGACAGGGGCUCUGGAAUAUCCGCCAACAAGUGGACAAGAAGAAGGACGGGAUUUGGAUGAGAGCCCGUCUGGUCGCUGUGAGCGAUGAGCACCUUAAGUGGUGGAUAACAGAAGGACCAGGUGCAGCACAGCAGCGUCAGUUCCACUUGCACAUUUGUUGCACCGAAGCCCCAACAUGCAAAAAACGCAUGAAGUCUCCAAGCUUGGAGUUUCACACGGACUAUUUCCGGCUGCUGGCCGCGGGUAUGAUAACAGAGAAAAAGGUCCCUUGGUUCAAGGACGAGCCAGCCAAAGCGGACAUUGCUGCAGAGAUUUCACGCCUCGCGGGGCAGAAGGCGCCUUCUGAAAGAGGGCCGGCGAGAAAGUCAGGACAGCCACUGGCAUUCUCUGAGUCCGAUGCAGGACAAGAUGCCGAGGCAUUGGCGGUGGUUCCACCCGAGGGUGAGGAUGUUGAAGAGUUGAAAAACCUCAGGCGCGAUGUCGGAAAGGACAAGCGCGACAAGAAACGAAAAAAGAGGGGCCGGGAAAAAGAAGGGCCCGUUAGAAAGAGGCGGAGGAGCCCCACUGAGGCGGAGAAGGGACCCUUGUGGUUCGGCAAGGAAAAGCAGGCUGAGCAGCGCGACAGCUCAGUGUCAUCUGCUAGCUCCUCUUCUUCUUCGAGCCACUGCCAGGAGGCCAAGAAGGAGAAAUCCAAGAGCAGCAAGCAGAAGAAAAAGGGCAAGAAGGCAGACAAAAAGAAGGGAGACAGAGGCCCCUUUGGAACAGGGGCAAAAAUGGCCUUUGGCCACAGCGAGGCAACGUCCAUCAGCUCAGAUGAGGAAGGCGAUGAUGGGCAGUCUUUUCAAGCGGCCCCCUCCGGGAAAUCACGGCAGCUGCAGCUGCUGGAAUACGCAGAAAAGCACCCAGGGAGGUUAGCCAGCAGGCUACUGACCAAGAUGAAGGUGCUACUAGCCCGCGAGGGGGAGGGGGCCAUGACUCAACAUGGAAGCGGGCAGGAGAACCUGACGCCGUCGACGGCGACGAGUUACUUCCUGACGGUGCUGGUUCCCCUACACCGGGAGAGGCUGAAUAUCCGCGUGCAGCGCGAGAUGAGGACGGUUGCGAAGGGUCUGGAUCUUAUAGCAAUGGGCCAUCCCGAGAUGGCAGCGGACGUGCUAGCGCAAAGGCUGAAAGCGUUAGAGCUCAUGGUCAACGAUCAGAGCUGGGCUCGAGCGACUCAUGUCGAACUCCUCCCAGCCGAGGGCGCCACCCUCAUCGAGCCCGACGAGAGCUGGGUCGCAACAAGGGAGCACGUCUUCGAGAGCAAGCUCCGCAACUGGAAAGGCAAAGGAGUAGGGAAAGAAGUAGAAGGAAAAGGUCGCCCUCGCGAGGACAAGGGCAAAGGCAAGAAGGGCGGAGCAGACCUCGAAGUGAAAACCAAGGACUCGCUUGAUGAGUCUUCUGAUUUUGAUGAACUCGGUGAUGAUGAGCUGGAGCCGGCCAUGACCGACUCUGAAGACGAGGCGGCAAUGGUCCCUUCCCCGUGGGACGCAGCGGCCCCAAUGGACCUGACAGCAGAAUCCAGCCUGCGGGCUUGUAAAACUCUGGGAGAGCUGUCGGACGUAGCGGUCAAGGCCUUUAAGGCAGGCAUGACCUUCGGAGACAUGGCCAAGCAUCUACUGGACUUCAUGUGCCAUGCACCCACACCUCUGGGCUGGGGUAAACCGAUCGGGGUGCCGAUGGACCCGGUACUCACCCCCAAUCAAAAGGCAGCCAUCAAAUCCCUGGCAGAGAUGGUGACCACAAACAUCAUCUCUGCUGAUCCGGUGGGCUCGUUGGGUGAGGCUCGUGAGCUCUUAGCAUCCAAGCGUUACGACUAUGCAGGGGCCCCCAUUGAAUACAUGGAGGAUUUGGUUGCGGAAAAGGUGGCCCCUGCCUGGCCGAGGCCAAGUGAAGCAGGGGUACAACCAAUUGAGAGGUACUUGAGUGCAGAGACGGCUGAUGCCUUCAAGUACCCGGACAAGUUGGAAAGAGAAGUUGGUGGACGGCCAGCGGGUGAGAAUGCGGUGACGAUACCGUUGAAGGGAGCUCAGGACACGCUCCCCUUCAUUGGCACCAUGACCUCCAUUCAACUUGAGGAAGAAGACAUGGCGUACAUGGAAAGUGAAGACCUUCAAUCGGCCUUCAACUUGUUUGCAGCCCCUGACCAGUGGUUGCCGUACUUUGCAGACUCAAAAAAGGUAGAUGGCCCAGCUUUUGGAUUGGCCAGUGGCACCAUGGUGAGGCCAGCGUUGGCGGUGAUACCCAUGGGGUGGCAUUCGGCGGUUGGUUUGGUCCAGGAAGCCGUCCGAACCCUGGUCUUCGAACGGGCACAAGUUCCGAAGUCACUGUCGAUUGAAAAAGGAAAGCCCUUGCCCCAGUCGGACACAAAGGCCAUUGUCUAUCUCGACAAUUUCGAUGAGAUCCACGUGGUCAAGAAGUUGUCAGAGGACUUCACAAAGGAAGGGUGCGAGAUGUCUGAAUACCACAAGAGGUUUGUGGAGGUGUGCGAUCAGGAUGGGCUUCCGAGGAAUGCAGGGAAGCAACUCAUCCACGCAUAUGCAGGUGGGCUUCAAGGAGGCCUUUUGGACGGCAAGAAAGGUGUAUUGAGAGCGGCGCCUGACAAGCUGCAAAAUUUUUUGAAGAUCAGCUUUGCGCUGCUGGCCGGCAAGAAGUGGUCGGAGUUCCACCUGCGGCACUGGGCAGGAAAGGCGGCGUUCAUUGCAGCCUUUCGCCGGAUGUUGUUUUCGAACAUGUUCCAGAUUUUCCCCCUGAUUGAGCAAUCUCGCUGCGGCGAUGUUCUCCCAACACGGGAUUGCCUGGAUGAGAUUGUCUGCGUAGGCGUCCUGAGUGUGAUUGCUCAGGCAAACCUACGUGCGCCCGUGAGUGAAGAAAUCAGCUGUACUGAUGCGUCACCUACUGGGGGCGCCACAGCGGUGGCCAAGAAGUUCAAGAUCUCAUACCUCCAGGUACCUGACGCUCAAGAGGAUGAUGGUAGGUGCGCCUGGUGUGAGGAGCCCCAUGAACCAGGCCAAGUCACCUACCCAUGCAGCAGAAAAUGCGGCCUGCGGGCCUGUUCGCCCAUGUGUGCGUUCACCCACGCAGAAGGAAAUUGCACACGGAAAGAACUGGAUGCCCCCACGUUUGGUGAGCGCUUUGCUGGGCAGAACUUUCCGCUUACACAGGCGGUGGCCCUGGAAGGGAUUGCCAUACAACCUCCACUUGACAUAAAGAUUGCCUCCUAUGCUUGGGAUUAUUUCAGUGAAUCUGGCAAGCGGAAGUUGGACCUCAUGGAGAAUGAUUGCAGCUUGGCCGCCACACAUUGGGCGCCCGAAUGCAAAUCUUUCACGGCAGCGCGCGGCAGGCCCAUCACGUUGCCGAGCGGAAGAACCAUUCCGGGCCCCAAAGCUCUCAGGUCAAGGGAACGGCCCUGGGGUCUACCGAACCUUUCCAAGGACGGCUUGCAAGGUUUCAAGGAGGCGCUCGAGGCGGGGCGCAUUGUCUCGUUGGAGCACCCUUGGAACUCCCUGCUGUGGUGGACGCCUGAAGCGGAGGAGCUGUUUGGUGAUGAUCGGGUCGUGAUGAUCGGGUCUGCACCGCCUGCUACUCGAGCUGCUGCUUUUGGGGGCCUUAUGAAGUUCAUGAAACGCCACAUGGCCUGA